UUUAAUGUAAUGGCUCUAUAGGCCAGUGGGUGAGGUUCAGAGACAUUGACGUUCGUUCCAUAACCAUUGCAUAAUGUAAGCCAUCUCAGUUGCAUAAACCUCUAAAGUGUGUAGAGGAUUUGUCAGUCCAUCAGUGUCUCUUGAUUUUAAAGUCUCUUUGGCUAUAACUGCAUGCAAGCUUUAGUGAGACUAUGUAGGGUACAUACGUACGUAUUUCCUAGCGUUGUGUUUGAUUUGCAAGUCCACACUCCAGUACACACCAGCAAUAUCAGACAGCGUAUUAAAGGAAGGCAAAUUUACUUGAAAUGGAUUCGUCCAUUUGCCGACUGUCCAGUUCCUCUCUUCAGCUGUACAUGUAGAAAACACCAUGUGAUGAAAGAUGGGGGAGCUCUGGACAGCUGUUUCGGGCUUGUUGGCCCUUAUCAGCAGAACAUACCCCAACUUCUCUCUCUGGCAUCACCAGUUUAUAAAGGCUGCCAUGAGCGCAGCACUUGUGGUUCUGAACUAAUGAGAUUCAUCCCCACAAGGCACUGCUCAGGCUACCUGUACAACUAUGUACUACAUAAAGUUUAGUGUUGUGUUUAGUACACAACUUUUGAUGCACGUGUGACUGUCUCUCAGGUACCACCAGCGAGUGCUGUACAUUGACAUAGACAUUCACCAUGGCGACGGAGUGGAGGAGGCAUUCUACACCACCGACAGGGUCAUGACUGUCUCCUUCCACAAGUACGGAGAAUACUUCCCCGGCACUGGGGACCUCAAGGACGUGGGGGCGGAGAAAGGCAAGUACUAUGCAGUCAACUUCCCACUGAGAGAUGGCGUUGACGACGAGAGCUACGAGAUGAUCUUCAAACCUGUCAUGGCCAAGGUGAUGGAGGUGUACCGACCCAGUGCAGUGGUGUUGCAGUGUGGAGCUGACUCACUGGCUGGAGACCGCCUCGGAUGUUUCAACCUCUCUCUUAAAGGUCAUGCUGAGUGUGUGGACUUCAUCCGUCGCUACAACCUCCCUCUCCUGCUCCUCGGAGGAGGUGGCUACACCAUCAGGAACGUGGCCCGCUGCUGGACCUACUUCCCCUCUCCCCUCCUGCACCCAGAACUUCCCUACAACGACUACUUCGAGUACUAUGGACCGGACUUCAAACUCCACAUCAGUCCCACCAACAUGACCAAUCAGAACACACCUGAAUACCUCAACAAGAUCAAAGCUCGACUGUUUGAGAACCUGAGACUCAUUCCUCAUGCUCCCAGUGUCCCCAUGCAAUCCAUCCCAGAGGACAUGAUCCAGGACCCAGAACCAACUGAGGAUGAUCCAGACGAGAGGAUUCCACAGCAUGUCCAGGACAAGAUGAUAGCCAGAGAUGAGGAUCUCUCUGACAGCGAAGACGAGGGAGACGGCCGACGCAACGAGAGUGUGGAGGGAGCAUCCAGAGUCCCGUACCCCCGGAGCCAUCUCCCAUCACCCCCAGUCCUCUGGUCACGCCACACAGCCAGGAGAGCAAGGCUGAGACUGCCCAGGAGAAGACUGGUGAGACUCAGU
This is a messenger RNA of Geodia barretti, 1537 nucleotides long. The record is from the annotation of a GenBank genome assembly. NCBI's taxonomy places the organism in Eukaryota, Metazoa, Porifera, Demospongiae, Tetractinellida, Geodiidae.